Ailuropoda melanoleuca (giant panda) is the source of this 12280-nucleotide messenger RNA. It is a transcript of the gene EPG5, whose product is annotated as ectopic P-granules 5 autophagy tethering factor. Lineage: Eukaryota; Metazoa; Chordata; Mammalia; Carnivora; Ursidae. Gene Ontology annotation, cellular component: cytoplasm. Gene Ontology annotation, biological process: autophagosome maturation. The transcript is spliced from 45 exons. Bases 439 to 7935 code for a protein of 2498 amino acids. The record is from RefSeq and is a predicted model, not a curated record.
CGACGGCGCUGUGGCAGGGUCUAUGGCCGAGGCGGUGAGGCCCCAACGCCGGGCCAAGGCCAAGGCCAAGGCCAGCCGGACUAAAACCAAGGUUAAAUGCUGCCCCUGGAUGGCUGGACCUAGAUUAUUCUGGCUUACCUGGAACUGAUACAUUAAGUGGAAAUUUCCUUUCCAACAAGUGGGUGAUGUUACAGAGCAAGUGUAACUUAAAAAUGGUACCCAAAUCUGAUUUUCUCGUGGGCACAAAGUUUUGACUGGAGACAGGAAAAGAAGAAAUCUGAAACCCUUCAGAGGGAAGAACCUGAUGAAGUCUCCCUUCCAGAAACCUCCAGAGAGCUGGAAAUCCCUACUCCAGCUUGUGAAUUCAAAGGAGACUGUCUGAAAGUGUUAACUGAGUCCCAACUCCAGAAUGCUGCCGGUGGACAAAACGAGAGUGAAAUGUUUGAUGUACCACUCACCUCCUUAACUAUAAGCAAUGAAGGGUCCCUGACAUGGAACACAGAGACCCAAAAGGAAGGGGGGGCAGAGGUCAGAGCCUGUGUUGGGGACGAUGCAGUGAAGCUGAAGGUCGAUCCUGGAGACAGUGUUGGAACCAAAGUAGAAACCCCCAAGAACUUUACAGAAGUAGAGGAAAAUAAAUUGGUACAGUGUGGACCUUCUGGAAGCACCUUGCAAUCUAAUUUUUCUUCUACUCAGCAGGAAAUGGAAAAUUUACAGGUCAGAGAAACUCAGAAAAAGAAAGAGAACAAGCAAGCCUUGGGUCUUUCUUCAGAGGUGCUACAGAAUGUUGGCUUGCAGAGUUCUUGUGAAGCCAAAGACAUUUUUCAGCCACCUAGAGUGAAAAAACUGUAUCCUCAGUUGCCAGCUGAAAUUGCUGGAGAAGUGCCAGCUUUGGUGGCAGCGAAACCCUUGUUUCGUAAUGAGCGACUCUACCCAGAGCUCCCAUCUCAACCAGAACUAGUACCAUUUACUAAAGAACAGCUCAAAAUCUUUGAGCCUGGUUCAUGGCUGGAAAACGUUGAGUCUUAUUUAGAAGAAUUUGACAGCAUGGCCCAUCAGGACAGGCACGAAUUUUACGAGUUGCUUUUGAACUACUCGCGAUGUCGGAAGCAGCUGCUGCUGGCUGAAGCUGAGCUGCUUGCUCUGACGUCUGAUUGCCAAAAUGCGAAAAGUCGACUGUGGCACUUUAAGGACGAACAGUUGUCUGUGCAGGGUAUCUGUGCAGAUCAAGUGAAAGUUUCAGGCUAUCACCGCUACCAAAGAGUAGAGAUGAAUGAAAAUGCACUGGGGGAGCUAAAGAAGCUAUUUGAUGCCAAAUCUGAGCACCUCCACCAGACCCUCGCUCUGCAUUCGUACACCUCUGUGCUCUCAAAGUUGCAAGUGGAGUCUUACAUUUAUGCCUUACUCAGUAGUUCAGCUCUUCUGAGAUCUUUAGCAAUUCAAGGCCGAGCUUGUAAACAGACAGAAAGCUUUCCCUCUGACCUGUGUCUUCUAAAGGAGUGCAUCAGUGUCUUAUUCAUGUUCACCAGGAGGGUUAAUGAAGAUACUCAGUUCCAUGAUGAUAUUCUUCUCUGGCUGCAGAAAUUGGUGUCAGUGUUACAAAGAGUUGGCUGUCCUGGAGAUCACUUCUUCCUUUUAAACCAUAUUCUUCGAUGCCCAGCUGGUGUUAGUAAAUGGGCUGUUCCUUUCAUCCAGAUCAAAGUGUUGAAUAACCCAUCAGGGGUCUUUCAUUUUAUGCAGUCCCUUGCCCUGCUAAUGUCUCCUGUCAAAAACCGAGCGGAGUUCCUGUGCCACAUGAAGCCCAGCGAGCUGAAGCCGCCCUCCUCGGGGCCUGCGUCGGGGACGUGGACGCUAGUCGAUGAAGGAGGAGAAGAGGAUGAAGACCCCGAGACCAGUUGGCUUCUCCUUAAUGAAGAUGACUUGGUUAUCCUUUUAUCCCAGUUUCCGUUCCAUGAACUCUUUCAACAUCUUCUUGGGUUUAAAGCAAAAGGUGAUUAUUCACCUGAAACAACAAGACCUCAAGAGAUGAUGAAAAUUUUUGCCUUUGCGAACUCACUGGUGGAGCUUCUGGCUGUGGGGUUAGAAACCUUUAAUAGGGCACGCUACAGGCAGUUUGUGAAGCGGAUUGGUUAUAUGAUCAGGAUGACCCUUGGUUAUGUGAGCGACCAUUGGGCACAGUUUGUGAGCCACAGCCGAGGCGUGGCUCUGGCCCAGCAGCCCUACUCCGUGGAGAAACUACAGGUUGAAUUUGAUGAGCUGUUUUUGAGAGCUGUCCUACAUGUGCUGAAAGCCAAAAGACUUGGCAUUUGGCUGUUUAUGUCGGAAAUGCCCUUUGGGACGCUGUCGGUUCAGAUGCUCUGGAAGCUCUUCUACCUCAUGCACCAGGUGGAGAGUGGGGAUCUGGAGGAGCUCUGCGCCACGCUCCCGCCGGCCGAGUGCAAGAAGCAGCUCCAAGACCCAGAACACUUUGUGAACUUUGAGAAGUGUCUUUCUUCCAUGAAUAGCUCGGAAGAGAUUUGCCUUCUGACUACAUUUGCUCAGAUGGCUCAGGCCAGAAGAACCAAUGUGGAUGAAGACUUCAUAAAAAUUAUUGUUCUGGAGAUAUAUGAGGUAUCUUAUGUCACCCUGUCCACCAGAGAGACUUUUUCAAAGGUUGGUCGAGAGCUCUUAGGGGCCAUUACAGCUGUUCACCCUGAGAUCAUUUCUAUCCUUUUGGAUCGAGUUCAAGACACCAUUGACCAGGUGGGAAUGGUUUCUUUAUACUUGUUCAAAGAACUGCCUUUGUAUCUCUGGCGACCAUCUGCCUCUGAGAUAGCUGUGAUUCGGGAUUGGUUAUUGAAUUAUAACCUGACAAUGGUGAAGAAUAAAUUGGCCUGCGUUAUUCUAGAAGGACUGAAUUGGGGAUUUGGUGAACAGGGUACCCUUCAUCUGGAUGAAGCAGUUCAUGCCGAAGUGGCUUUAAUGAUUCUUGAAGCGUACCAGAAAUACCUUGCACAGAAGCCGUACGCCGGGCUUCUUUCUGAAAGUAUGAAGCAGGUUUCAUAUUUGGCCAGCAUUGUUCGAUAUGGAGAGACACCUGAGACCUCAUUUAACCAGUGGGCCUGGAACUUGAUCUUGAGGUUAAAACUGCACAAAAAUGAUUAUGGAAUACAGCAGAAUUGUCCAACUGUUCCCUUCUCCAGCACUGUGCCUGACAUGACAGAGUCACCCACGUUUCAUCCUCUCUUGAAGGCUGUUAAGGCGGGCAUGCCCAUCGGCUGUUAUCUGGCCUUAGCAAUGACCUCCGUGGGCCACAGCAUUGAGAAGUUCUGUGCAGAAGGCAUCUCACUGUUGGGAAUUCUGGUCCAGUCGAGGCAUUUGAGAACAGUGGUUCAUGUCCUGGAUAAGAUCCUGCCUUUGUUCUACCCUUGCCAGUAUUACCUUCUGAAGAAUGAGCAGUUUCUGUCACACCUCCUCCUGUUCCUACACUUGGACAGUGGUGUCCCUCAGGGUGUUACACAGCAGGUCACCCACAAGGUGGCACAGCACCUGACAGGAGCCAGCCACGGGGACAACGUGAAGCUUCUCAACAGCAUGAUCCAGGCCCACAUAUCUAUAAGCACUCAGCCCAAUGAAGUGGGCCCUGUUGCUGUGUUGGAGUUCUGGGUUCAGGCGCUAAUAAGCCAGCAUCUUUGGUACCGAGAACAAGCCAUCCUCUUCCUCAUGGACCACUUGUGUAAAACAGCUUUUCAGCUGAUGCAGGAAGACUGCGUGCAGAAAUUGCUCUACCAACAACAUAAGAAUGCUUUGGGUUACCACUGUGAUCGGAGUCUGCUCUGUUCUCUGGUGAGCUGGAUCGUGGCUGGCAACAUCACCCCUUCCUUCGUGGAGGGCUUGGCCACGCCCACUCAGGUCUGGUUCGCCUGGACAGUGCUGAACGUGGAAUCCAUCUUUGAAGAAGACUCCCAGCUCCGAAGAGUUGUCGAAGGGGAAUUGGUUAUAAACUCUGCCUUUACCCCUGACCAAGCUCUGAAGAAAGCCCAGGCCCAGCUGAAGCUCCCCAUCGUCCCAUCCCUCCAGAGGCUGCUGAUUUAUCGUUGGGCCCACCAGGCCCUUGUCACGCCUUCUGAUCACCCUCUUCUGCCUCUCAUUUGGCAGAAGUUCUUCCUCCUGUAUCUUCACCGCCCAGGACCGCAAUAUGGGUUACCCAUAGAUGGUUGUAUCGGAAGAAGGUUUUUUCAAAGCCCUGCUCAUAUCAAUUUGUUGAAAGAAAUGAAGAGGCGCCUGACAGAGGUGGCCGACUUCCACCAUGCUGCGAGCAAGGCCCUCCGCGUUCCAGCAGAGGGCAGUGAAGGGCCGCCUGCCAGCCAGGCCUGCAGCCCUGGCUACCUGAUUUCACCAGAGCUGCAUACGGAGCUCGUGAGGCUCUUCAAUGUGUAUAUAUUAUGGCUGGAAGAUGAGAAUUUUCAAAAAGGAGAUACCUAUAUCCCUUCUCUACCAAAGCAUUAUGAUAUUCACAGGCUAGCAAAAGUGAUGCAGAAUCAGCAGGAUCUGUGGAUGGAGUAUUUGAACAUGGAGCGCAUACAUUAUGAGUUCCAGGAAACCAUUGGUCUGUGGACGCAGGCCACACUUGAAUCCCAUUCUCCGCCUUGCAGUUUGUCAGUGCAGCUGGAUGUCACUGAUCCUUUGUUGGCUAAAGAAAGGGUUUUAAGUAACUUGCGGAAGCAUGAGGCUCCCCAGCCUCCCCUUGAUCUGCACCCAGUGAGGCCUCCUGUGUCAGUCAUUUCCUCAGCCGCGCUCCUGAGUCAGAAGGACGCCACCCAGCUGGUGCGCACGGACCUGAACCUGUUGCAGCAGCAGGCCAGAACUGCAGCUCUUCGAGAAUCUCAGCAGGUUGCCCUGGAUAGUGAGCUGCUGGACACAAUGCCCAAACAGUACGUUAAUAGAGAAGAACAGACCACACUACAUCUGGAAUGUAGAGGCAGUAGCGGUAAGAAAUGCCAAGGAGCAGCGGUUGUCACAGUUCAGUUUGAAGGUAUGCAUAAGAAUGAAGCAAUAAGCCAGCAGCUUCAUGUUCUGCGAAAAGAAGUGAAGCAGUUGCAGGCCGAAGCUGCUAAACCACCGUCACUUAAUAUCGUGGAAGCUGCUGUCCAUGCAGAAAACUUGAUUACGGCCUUAGUGAAUGCCUACAAGCUGCAGCCUACCCCUGGGGGUCAGAAGGUCGGCAUUAGCCUCUUCUUCACCGUUGUGGAUUAUGUCAGCGAUGAGACUCAGCGUCAUCCUCCCACAAGGCAGUUCUUUACAUCAUGCAUUGAGAUCUUGGGACAGGUGUUCAUCAGCGGCACUAAGUCAGAAUGCAGGAAAGUACUGGAGACCAUUCUGAAGAAUAGAAGGCUCUGCUCUCUCCUGUCUCCUUUCUUCACUCCCAAUGCUGCACCCGCGGAGUUCAUUCAGCUCUAUGAGAAAGUGGUGAAGUUUCUAAGUGAGGACAACAGCGAUAUGAUUUUCAUGCUGCUGACUAAGUUCGAUCUUAAGCAAUGGUUAAACGCCACUAAACCUCCUCUGUCUGAUCGUACCAGGCUCCUGGAGUCCAUCCAUUUGGCACUUACUGCCUGGGGCCUUGAACCAGACGAAGAUAUUUUGAUGCCGUUUAAUCUUUUCUGUAAGCACUGGACUUACCUUCUUCUCUACCAGUUCCCUGACCAGUACAGUGACAUUCUCAGGCUGCUGAUGCAAAGCUCUGCUGAGCAGCUGCUGAGCCCCGAGUGUUGGAAAGCCACUCUGAGAGCCCUGGGCUGCUGUGCACCAAACUGCCAGCAGGGGGCAGCUUCUGCAGAGAGCUCGGUGCUUCAACGCUCUCCCAAUGUUCUCUUAUCUGACAAGCAGGUAGUGGAGACUAUACAGUGGCUUUCAAACUUUUUUUCUAAGCUUCGGUUAUCCACAUUGGACUUUAAAAGCUUUGGUUUAUUCUCAAAAUGGAGUCCUUACAUGGCUGAUAUGAAAAUAUUCUUGGGAUAUCUUGUAAAACGGCUGCUUGACUCAGAAAUGGCCUGCUUGGCUCAGGACCCAUCUGCCAAGAGCAAAACAGUACUGAGAUCCCUACAUUCAGUAAUCAUCCAGCUCUUUAAGCCAUGGAUCUUCGUUUUAGAGGACAAUGAAAGCAGCCAACGACAUUACCCCUGGCUGGAGAGUGAUGCUGUGGUGGCCUUAAGCAUUGUGCAGUUGUUCACGGACUGUAUUGACUCCUUGCACGAGAAUUUUAAAGAUAAGCUGCUGCCAGGUGAGGAAGGAGCCCUUCGGCUACACCUGAUGCAUUAUUGCGAAGCGUGCACGGCACCUAGAAUGCCCGAGUUCAUUCUGUACGCCUUCCAUAGCGCCUACCGGAGACUGCCGUGGAGGGACCUGCACCCCGACCAGAUGCUCAUGGAGGCCUUUUUCAAAGUGGAACGAGGAAGCCCCAAGAGCUGCUUCUUAUUUUUAGGGUCUGUCCUGUGUGAAGUCAACUGGGUCAGUGUGCUCUCUGAUGCCUGGAGCCCCAGCCCCCGCCCAGAGACCCGGGGCAUGAUUGUCUGCCUCCUUUUCAUGAUGAUUUUAUUGGCAAAGGAAGAUCAGCUGGUAGACCAAGCAGAUUCACCUCUCCUGAACCUCCUUGGACAAACAAGCUCACUCUCGUGGCAUCUUGUGGAUACCGUGUCCUACCAGAGCGUGCUCAGUUAUUUCAGCAGCCAUUACCAGCCAGCCAUCAUCCUGGCAAAGGAAUCUUCUGCGGAAUUAAUCAUGAAGCUCCUACGAGUGUCUGCCGGCCUUUCCAUUCCUACUGACAGCCAGAAACAUCUUGAUGCAGUUCCAAAGUGCCGAGCCUUCACUCAUCAGAUGGUUCAGUUCCUCAGCUCCCUGGAACAAAAUGGAAAAAUCACCUUAGCAGUCCUAGAAAAGGAGAUGUCUAAGCUCUUGGAUGAUAUCAUCGUCUUUAACCCACCUGACAUGGACAGCCAGACCCGCCACAUGGCCCUCAGCAGUCUCUUUAUGGAAGUCUUAAUGAUGAUGAACAAUGCGACUAUUCCCACGGCAGAGUUCCUCCGGGGCAGUGUCCGGACCUGGAUUGGGCAGAAAGUGCACGGGCUGGUGGUCCUGCCCCUCUUAACAGCAGCCUGUCAGAGCCUGGCUUCCGUCCGCCACAUGGCUGAGACCACGGAAGCCUGCAUCACUGCCUACUUCAAAGAAGGUUCCCUCAAUCAGAAUUUUGGAUGGGGCCCCAUUCUGGUGUCCCUUCAAGUUCCUGAGCUCACCAUAGAAGAAUUUCUGCAGGAGUGCCUGGCCCUCGGCAGUUACCUGACUCUCUAUGUCUACUUGCUUCAGUGUCUAAAUAGCGAACAGACUCUCAGGAACGAAAUGAAAGUGCUGCUCAUCUUAAGCAAGUGGUUGGAACAGGUGUAUCCCAGCUCCGCACAGGAAGAGGCCAAGCUGUUUUUGUGGUGGCACCAGGCCCUGCACCUGUCCCUGAUGCAGACGGAGCAGAGGGACUCGGUCUUGAUAGAAUCUGUUGUUCGAAUUCUGCUCAUGCUUCAGGGCAGGCUGAGCCUGCUGGCCGAGGAGAGGCUCAGCUCUGGAAUUCUGGGGGCAAUUGGGCUGGGCCGGAAGUCGCCCCUGUCGAACAGGUUCCGCGUGGUCGCUCGAGGCAUGGCCGCCUUCCUUUCAGUUCAGGUUCCUUCCGAGGAUCAGAUCCGUUUGAAGCCUGGCACGGAAUUACAUCUGACCCCAAAAGCUCAGCAGGCUCUGACUGCUCUUGAAUCCUUGACAUCAAGUAAGCAGUAUGUUGAAUACCAGGAUCAGAUAUCACAAGCUGCACAAUUUAUCAAGCAUCCUGGCCAUUGCCUCCAAGAUGGGAAAAGCUUCCUGGCUCUUCUUGUUAACUGUCUCUAUCCAGAAGUGCAUUAUUUGGACAACAUACGAUAGUAACACUGAGUAUGUCAAGAAACGCUGUUGCCGUUUAUGUUUACAUAUAACUUUGCUGUUGCACAAGUAACUUCAAGGCUCAGUCUCACUGCAGAGCUCGGUUUGGCCAAUGAGUUAGUUGACUGAGAUGUAAGUCGGGAGGCACUAGAUAGUUCUGUUGUGCAUGUGCACAUGCAUGUGUGUGUGUGUGUUCUCAGUUCUUGAAACUUCCCGGGGCCUUUUUAGUUUCUAUGUUCACCCAACAGGAGAAACUUAGGGUCGCACUUGGACACAGAACCACUCUCAGCUGUUGGGUCCCCAGUCACCUCAUAGGACCCUGCGCGGGGCUCUUUUUGGGUCUCCAUAUCUGUCUUCCCUGUUUUAUUUAAAUCUCAAGACUGCUGUGCCAGAUCUAACUGCUUUGGGAAUCAUGUAGAACCCUCACUUUUGAACCCCAUUUGUGUUCCUUCAAGGUAAAAGAAGCUUGGAAAAUUUCUGCAUUUCUCACAUGUGGGGAAAUACACCAGCUUAAAAGUAUCACUUCCUUCAGAAUGGAGAUAAGAAUGCUGAAUUAAAGUGAGUCAUUGUCUAAAAUGUGGCCACUUGAUCCUGAUUGUAGUGGACAGCAGAGAUGGUGACAAAUCCAUUUCCGUCCAGCUGUGGUCCUCAUGGAGAAGGAACGCCCCUGUCAACUGAGGUGGCACGCUGGUGGCGUGUGAUGAGCACACUGCCCAGGCGUGUUUUGUGUGACCCCCAUGGUGGAGAGUAUGGUCACUGUAGACAUAAUCCCUGUGGAACCUACCCUGGCCCAUUCCCUCAUUCGCGUCACUUCCUCCGUCCCUGGAGACAUCAGAGUUCACAACUCUUUUUAGACACCAGGCUUGAAAUCGGAAGGCCUUGCUGUCUAGAGAUACAGAGUCUGAGAACUUGAUGCUCUGGUCCCUGCGUGUUUCUUCAUCUGCAUUUAAACUCAGAUGAAGUUAGCACACUUGCUAAAGCACUUGUCCGUGGAAACUUGGCUUUUCCCUUUAGCCCUGUGCCUUCUGUUGGUAACAGUUCACUCAUUACCAGUGCCUGUCUGUAGUGUGCGCCAGCUUCUUGCUCUCAUCAUAUCCCCCCUGGAAUGAACAGUUUGGCUUUUGUCUUCCUAAUUCUCUUGGCUCAGAAUUGAUUUUGUUUGUUCAGCUUGCAUAAUAUGUCUUCUGUUCAUGAGUUACUUAUAACCCAAGGAUAUUUACCUAAAAAUAUCUGAACUGAGAGCUCUUAGCAGGGGGUAGGGAUCUAGGUUAACGGAGUGAAAAUCUGCUUUCACAUAUCCUUAUAGAGCGCCUCCCCCAACAUGUGGACGUUGUGCGGGAGCUGCUCUUCAUUUCAAACUUCUCUCGUUGGACUGAACACUUCUGCCUCACAGAUAGAGGUCAUCCCCGUGCAGCCUCCAAGUCUGUGUAGGUCACGAGGUGGCCAUCUCAGAGGGGCGCGUCGCAGAGCUUCCCUGUGCUGUGUAAGAAAGCGUUAGAAGCUGUGAGCAGUUCGGUAGCCGAUUUGGCAACAAAGAUUUUAUGACAGGAGGGGUUUUGUGUGCUGUUUUCUCUGAGGAAGCUGUAAUUAUUGAUAUCCUAGAAUGUGAAAUUUUUGAGUGACAGUAUGUACAUUUUAAAGAAAAUUAUGAUUAACCUAUUAAUUUUCAAAGGUUUGUAAUAUUUAUAAUGUGUUUGGUCUGUAAAAAUUAUAAAAAAUAAAAUGAAUCUUUGGUUGUAGCUGGCAAGAAUAUGAAUUUUAGGGAUCUCACAGUAUCUUGUCAAGUAUUUCAGUUAAAGUUGAUGCAGACGUUUAUGCUUGAUGCCCUCUAUUUUAUUUGACACUGGAACUUGAUUAUCAGAGAUGGUCAGUGAACGUGCUUCCUCUCUGGCUCCCUCGGACUUAGCAACAGUGGAAGCUCGGCUCACCGCGUAGCCUCGGAGCGCCUCUGGGCCAAGAAAGUGCUUUAAAGACAGUGAGAUAGUUCAGAAGGUGGCAGUGCUGCUGUAGCCUCCUGGGGCAGAAGAGACUGGCCUCCCCGUUGGCUUUCAGCAGUAAUGCGCCUUGGCUGCCAAAAGUAGUCGGGCAUGCCUGCGGAGCGCACAGGGCCCGUUUCCAAGACCGUUACCGUGUGGCUGUGUGGAUCCGGCUGGACCCGGGCCGCCCGCCCCAGGCAGUGCUGGAGGCGAGCUAGCCCACACGUUCCCGCAUGUGCCAUAGGUGGCACCUGCUUCGGACUGGGAUGUCUGGCAGCUUCCUGGUCGAUGACAAGCUCCUCCCCUGUGCUGCUCCCGUCUCCCCGCCACUCUGCAGCACAUGGAGGAUGGUCGGAGAGGCACCGUCUGUCUCCCCCCUCUCCUGGCUCCUGUGCCUGACUGUGACAGGUGAACACGGCGGAAAGCUGGGGGGCGCAGACGCCGAGGACAGAGGUUGUGCGGAUGUGAGUGCUCAGCCUGAUGGGGGAGCUAGGACCCACCCGGCAUGUUCCCAGAGCUCCUAGGCACGCAGAGAACCUCAUGAUCUUUGGGGGCUCAGUCACAUCUUCCUGGGGUUGCCGGAGUCACUCAGUUCUGAGGCGGGGGCAAGCUUAUCCAGAAAAUGCAAACCCCCAGCGUAGCCUAACCUCGCUUUAACCAAGUGCCAACCCCAUUCCUCCCGAUCGGUUACUAAAGUCAGUAUGUCCACGUUGUACAAGGUAGAGUGUCCAUGCCCUUUCUUCCUUUUGAAUGAAGGUGAUACAUAGUUUUCUACUGGGUUUUUAACACGAAGAUUAAUGAUUUCUUCUGGAGCAGGAAGCAAAUGCUAUAGAAUCGUGACUUUUAAAGUCAGCAGGGACAUUACAGUUCAUGUGGUCCCACUUCUCAUUCAGCAGGGAUCCCCAGCCCUGCUCUUCCAGCCUCCCCUCCUGACCCCCUCCUGCUUCUCCUCUGCCCUUCCCUCCUCCCCCAGGCCAGAAGUCCCACCCGUCGUGGGCAAGCCCAGGUGGCCAGUGGCCAGCUCUCUGUAGUUCUGCUUUAUGUCGUGCAAAAACUGGCCUGAUAACAUUGGUAAUUGGCGGGAGGAGGCCAGGCCGGGGCUGCUCUUCUUCUCCUCAGACAAAUCUGUCAACAUUUCCAGACCUCAUCACACCUCUUAGUCCACCUCUUAGUCUUCAGGCUAAAUGCUUAGUGCCUUCAGUUGGCCCUCUUUCCCCCAGUGUCUAACAGGGCUGCUUUUGGGGAAAAGUGCCCAAGUUAGCCCAUGGUACUCCAAAACGGCUGUGUCCGUGAGUAGCCAGGCCGGGACUCGGGAGACGAAUGAGGCUCCAAGGGCACAAACUGGAGGCAGCCCUCACCUGCAGGCCUCUGGAGAGUGUGUUUCCUUCCGCUCGGUGCCCUCUGCCUGGCCCCUGGCCUGGGGUCAGUCACAGCAUCGAGGGCCAGACAGCCAAGUCCACUCACCAGGACCCGUGGACGGCAUCGGCUCUCAGCAGCUGUGCCCAUGGUUGGCACAUUCAGUUAGUGAAUUCAAACUCCAGACCUUGCUUUAACAUCAGUUCCUGCCACAGACUGGUCUCCUCGCCUGUCUACAUGAUGGGCUUAUAACAAGACUUUGCACCUAUCCUUUAAAACUGCUCACUUUGGACCAACUUUAUGGCUUAUUUUGAGGUAGUAGUUGAAUUUUUUUCUGCUCAGUUAACUUUGUCUAAUUAAACAAAAUGGAGAGUAUAAUGUUGGAAACAAACAUGUUGCUUUUUUUUUUUUUUAACUAUCUUCGUACUGAUCUUCCGUUUGAAUCUGGAUUGAGCUGGAUCAAGUUCUUGGCUUACAGCCAGGCGCUCAUACUGACCUUGUUCUGUCCGUGGUGACCCUCACACUUCAUAGACCCACCACGUGUCCUGGAGAAGCUAUAGUUGAUGCUUCCUCUAGUCUGGAUAGGUUUCUGAUUUCUGAUGACAAUAACUUGAAAAAAGCAAAAUUAAACUACUGACCCCGUUUUGGGAUAAUGAGAUCACUUAAGGAAUGAAUGUUGUUUAUUGUAACUUUUAUUUUUUAAUGUACAGAUGUAAUAUGUCUCAUUGAGCACUGAAGGUUAGAAUUUAUUUUUCUUUCAAUGGCUUAAAAUCACUUAUGGGGCAACAAGUACUUCCUAUGUGUGUUUGACCCUUUCCUUCCCACAUGUCUCGUGUGGCCUUUAAAAACCACAACUCAUUUGGUCAUUAAAUGUGCAAUAUUCACUUCUUAUUCAUUGUUCAGCAUUUUACAUUCUUGUACAAAGGAUGAGUUUUUAUAUAAUGAUGAGAAACAGGGAGAAAUGAGAAUUGGUUUAAGUAAAAUUCUGCAAAUAAACCAGAUACAAAUUUAAUUCA